Molecule: messenger RNA, 1618 nt
Organism: Metopolophium dirhodum (rose-grain aphid)
Lineage: Eukaryota; Metazoa; Arthropoda; Insecta; Hemiptera; Aphididae
Exons: 2
Coding region: 369-1421 (350 amino acids)
Biological process (GO): meiotic chromosome segregation
Cellular component (GO): nucleus; chromosome, centromeric region
Source: RefSeq, a predicted model, not a curated record
GUAAUCUGUGUUCAUUAUUGUGCCAAUCGGCAAUCUUUAAUCUUUUUAGUUUUUCGUAUAAUAAUAAUAAUUAAUAUGUGUUUGGUCAUUACUGAUUAGUGAUUAGUAAUUACUCAUUACUUAUUAUACCGUUUAAUCUUUUUUUUUUUUAAAUAGUAUUUGCUAUAUUUUAGUAAUUACUUAUUUCAAGUCUACUCUAAUAGCUACUCUGGUAUCUAGUUAUUCAGGUAUAAUUUAACAAUAAUAACUACAAUUUUAUUAACUGAUCAUUAUUAUCCAGUUUUGUCUAUUCUUUCGAUUGUGACCCAAACACUCGUUCACUAGUAGGCCCAAAACAAAAUUAACAAGUACAUAAAUAUUGCUUUGCCAUGGCACCCAAACCAGUAUUGGGACAAAAUCGUAGCAAGUCUAAUAGCAUCUUUAUCAAAAAACUUAAUCGCUGCUUGGUUAUCAAUAAUAAUUUACGUAAGCGUAUUGCAGAGUUAUCGGACAAAAAUAAAGAAUUAUCAAGGACUAGGAAUAGUAUGUUAUUAGAGAAAUUUGCUUUGCAACAUGAAAAUACCACCAUUAGAAAUUUAAAUAUUCAACUGUCUACUAAGCAAAAUAUUAUGCAUAGAAAACUUAGUGUACUUGAACAAACUAUACAAAGCUGUAUACCUUCAUUGGUAACUAUGUCACAAUGUAUCCCAUCAAUGUUAGAAAAUGUUCAUGAAAUGAGUAAAUUGGAAGUCAAAGAAUUUAACCAGGAAAAGAAAGAAAAACAGACUAAAACUGUAAGGCCUAUAAUCCAUGGUACAACUAUUACUAAACCAACUGCUUCAAUACAACUAAAUAUGUCACCUAUCAUUGAAAGCCCAAGUUCUAGUUCCGAACGAACGCCAAAAAGUCAACGAAGAUCUAGUUAUAGAAGCUCACCUCACUGUAAACUUAAUAUGGAACCUUAUGUAAGAUUAAAAGAUGUUGCAGCUAUGUUGAAAAACUCCAAAGCCGUUCCUAAUGAAAGUCCUAAACGUCAAUUAAAUGAAAGUUUAGGUGAAGGCCCGAGUUGGUUGAAUACGCAAGAAAAUCAAAUCCAAUGUUCUAACAACAAUAUUAAUGUAACCCAGUAUGGUAAUAGUUCUCCAAGAUUAAUAACAUCCGAUGAAGCUCAAGCUGAUGUGUCAAUAAUUGUUUCUACUUCAAGUAGUAGUAUGAAUAAUACAUCUAAUGAAACUGAAGUACGGCGCAGUGAUUUUAUAUCAUCUCCUAUUGAUUCAAGUAUGCUAAGAAACAUCACAUGUCGAAAACGUAAUAAACGAUCUAGUGAAACAAGCAUUGCAUCAGAUAUGAAUGAUUCAACCUCUUCAGUAAGACCUAGUAGAUCUGCAAGAAAAAAGAUCAACUACAAAGAAAAGAGCCUUGGCUGUAAACUUAGAAGAUAAUUAUUUAAACUAUCAUAAAACCAAUUAAGAACAUGUAUUUUAAAUGUAAUAGUGUGUAUUAUAUGCAAUUUGUCAUAAUUGUUAAGCAACAUUUUUUUUUUUUUUUUACUGAUGGUUAUAAUAUGGUAUGCGUUUUAAUUCUUAACCACAUUAUUAUAUAUAUUUUAUUUGAUUAAAGGAAGUUGAGUAGUAAAAAA